Molecule: messenger RNA, 3456 nt
Organism: Colius striatus (speckled mousebird)
Lineage: Eukaryota; Metazoa; Chordata; Aves; Coliiformes; Coliidae
Gene: CD101
Product: CD101 molecule
Exons: 9
Coding region: 25-3054 (1009 amino acids)
Source: RefSeq, a predicted model, not a curated record
AGGACCCAAGCAGAGCUGCUUCUCAUGGGGCUGGCAUGGUGCCUGAUGGCUGCCUUCCUCCUCCUCCUCCUCUUCCUGGGUAUGAGCACUGGCCAGCGUGUCGUGACUGUGCAGAAGGGGCCUCUCUAUCGCGUGAGGGGCUCCCAUGUCACUCUGUGGUGCAAGGUGAGCGGCUACCAGGGCCCGUCGGAGCAGAACUUCCAGUGGUCCAUCUACCUGCCCACGGCCCCUGAGCGGGAGGUGCAGAUCGUCAGCACCGUGGACCCCUCCUUCCCCUACGCCAUCUACACGCAGCGCGUGCACGGCCGGGGCAUCUACGUGGAGCGGGUGCAGGGGGACGCCGUCCUGCUGCACAUCACCGAGCUGCAGGACCGGGACGCUGGCGAGUACGAGUGCCACACACCCAACACCGACGAGAGGUACUUUGGGAGUUACAGCGCCAAGACAAACCUCUCAGUGAUUGCAGACACACUCUCGGCUUCCAUGGUGCCCCAGGUCCUUACCCGCACCGAAGGGGAGACAGUGGAGCUCACCUGCGAGGUGUCCAAGUCCACCGCCCAGCACACACAUCUCUCUGUUGGCUGGUACCUUCUUCAGGGAACAGGAGAACACCACACCAAGGAGAUCCUCACCCUCUCCAAGGACUUUGUCUUGAGGCCAGGACCCUCUUACGUGCAGAGAUUCCUGGCAGGGAGUGUGCGGUUGAACAAGGUUGGGAACACCACAUACAGGCUCUCCAUCGAGCAAGUGGAGUCAUCUGACCAGGGGCAGCUGUACUGCGAGGCAGCCGAGUGGAUUGAGGAUCCUGAUGAGACGUGGAAGGACAUCUCCCGCAAGCAAACAGGGAGGACAUCACUGGCAAUCAUAAGCCAGGGCAGAGACCUCUCAGUGAAUAUCGCUGCUGCUGAAAACUCCCUUUCUGAAGGGGAUACCUUGCAGCUAAAUUGCAUGGUGGGAUCCCAGAAGACCAGCAGCAGGCAAUUCCAAGUGCUUUGGCUCCUCAAUGGUGUGGAAGUGGCCAGAGUUGACCCUCAUGGGGUAUUGAUUUGGAAGGAAGAAUAUGAGGAGAGAGCCAAGUUGGGGCAGCUCCGAGCAUUCAAGCAAAGCAACACAGUUUACAUCCUCAUCAUCUAUAAGGUGGGGCUGAAGGACAACGGUACAUAUCACUGCUCUGUUUCGGAGAUGAAGACUGCUGAGCACUUUCACAGCAUCCAAACCAAUCUGUCAUCAGGCAUCCAAGUCAACGUGAAGCCAAUAGAGAGCCGUUUGCGCCUGUCCGUGUCCACCAGCACACCACAAGUCGUGGCAGGAGACACCCUGGUCCUCCUUUGCCAGGUGGCAGGAGCAACCAGCCCAGUGUCCGUGCAGUGGUGGCAUCUGCCACCGCAGCACGCGGAUCCCUGGGUGUUGGUGGCCACCAUGGAGAGGGAUGGCACCCUGAGCCUGGGCAGCACCUACCAGGACAGCAGGACACGGGGGAGCCUCCGGCUGGAGAAAGCAAGUUCCGGUGCUUACACUCUGGUCAUCCCCAACACCUUGGAUGAAAGCGAUGGCGGGCGCUAUGGAUGCAAAGCCACGGAGUGGUCUCGAGGCCAGAGCUGGACAGAGGAGGGGGAGACGGCCGUCACAGUCAGCUCCAUGGGUCUUGGCCUGCAUGCCACACUGAGAAGCCGAACUGCCACCAUCAGAUACGGGCAGAGUCUUGAACUCAUCUGCCAAGUGAGCGCUGGCUACACCCUCGAGGAGGUGCCAGUGUCAGUGAGGUGGGUCUUCCAGCCCAGCCCAGCCACUGGCCACUACACCGAGCUAGUCCGGGUCUCUCCCAGCGGCACAGUGGCCUGGGGAGCAAUGCAGCCACACUUCCAGGGGAAAGCCCAGCUGUCAAAGGCCGACACCUCCUUCAGGCUGCACAUCCACAAUGCUGCGGCUGCCCACGAGGGGAAAUACCAGUGUGAGGUGGAGGUCUGGAGAAGGAACACCCUGCCCCUGGGGCAGCCAGCUGCUGUUGCCAAGUCCAAUGCUGUGGGGAUAAAGGUGGUACUGCCAGAAAGUAAGCUUCGGGUAGCUACGAAAGAGAGCUCUGUGGAGAUUGCUGGUGGUGCUGACACAGCCAUUGAAUGCCAGAUCCUGUUUGCCCCAAAUAAUUCUCAGUUUGCCAUUACCUGGUACCUCCUACGUCCUCCUCCAGCAGAUGUAACUCCCCUGCAAAUCCUAAGGACCAACUACAGCAGCAUACUGGAAUAUGGGGCUGAAUUUAGCUCUCCUACACAAAAGUCCCGGUUCCUGAGUCAGAGGGUGUCCAGCAAUGUUUUCUGGCUGCGGGUGCUCUCUGCAAACCCCAGGGACCAGGGCAAGUACUACUGUGUGGUAGAGGAAUGGCUCUGGCUGGUGGAUGGCUGGUACAAACUUGGAGAGGAAACAUCAGGAAGGACCACACUGGAGUUCAAACUCCCAGAGCGUGAACUGCAGCUGGAGAAAACCAACGGCAGCGUUGUGGUGAGGGAGGGUGAGGAGGUGACGCUGCAGUGCCUACUGCAGGGUGCCCGCCUGCCCGCCGCAUACUUCUCAGCCACCUGGUUUCGAGGGGAGGAGAGCAGCCAGGACAGGCCCCUGAUCACCCUCCACCGCGACGGUGCUGUCGAGUACCCCCAUGAAAACCUGAUGAGGAGGCUGCAACUCCGCCGCCUCAGUGCUGGCGACUUCAGCCUCACACUGCGCAGUGUGGAGGAGGGCGAUGCCGGGGCCUAUCGCUGCCAGGUGCAGGAGUGGCAGUGGCAGAGCCAGGGCAAGGACUGGGCCUUGCAAGCCUUGGCACGCUCGGAGUACACCCAGCUCACCACCAUACCACCAGAGUCAACUGUUUUGUCUAGGAUUUGCUCAUCCCCACCACUGCUGAACUUCAUCCUAUACUUACCACUGAUUCUGAUCCUUCUCCUGGCCCUUGCUGUCUGCUGCUCGUACUUCCAAUUCAGAAAAAGCAAAAGCAAGAGGGGCAAUGUCACAGGAGUCCAGCUGAUGGAACUGGAAGGGGCUGGCUCCGUCAAGAAAACUUAGCUGGUCUAUCAAUGGCAGAUGUAACUUGAAGAAGCAGAGCUGGACAACUGAGGAGAACUUGCCGAGGGGCUCUUUAUUGUUUUGUAGUAGCUCUUGCAAUGAAUCUUUGAAAUGGCAUGUUUACUUUCAACAGAAUGAAGUGGCUUUGAAUUACUAAGAAAAUAGGGUUUUCAUAGGUUUAGCAAGUGUUCCCGUCUUUUAGGUUAGGCACCCAUGCAUUUCACACUCUUCAUAUACUUGAGGCCCUAGCAGUAUGCAUCUCCCACUGUGAAUAGAAGUGCUGUUAUUCCUCUACAGGUACAAAGGGAAAAAUAGUUCUUUUUCUACUGUGACACUAAAGUGUCAAAUUGCUACUCAUUUUAUGUGACUUGACAAAAUCUAUGUGGUGUGCAGGCUAAAAAA